Molecule: messenger RNA, 1474 nt
Organism: Bufo gargarizans (Asiatic toad)
Lineage: Eukaryota; Metazoa; Chordata; Amphibia; Anura; Bufonidae
Exons: 5
Coding region: 677-1339 (220 amino acids)
Source: RefSeq, a predicted model, not a curated record
ACCAGGAGGGAACAUUUCCAUGUUUCGGCACCAGGCCGCUGAUACAUGGGGAUAACUCCCCGAGUUCAGGCCCGGGACUCCGCAGCAGACGUGGCCCUAGAGAAGACGGAGCUGGGGGCCCCACGGUGCUCCCGUCAUAGCAGGAAGACGAGACCUGCCCUGUUCUCCGCGCCAAUGUCCCCCACACCUCGUAUACUGAGCCCCCGAGCUGCGCAGCGCCUGGAGAUUCAGGACUUCCGCUUUCCUAGGCCGCGCUCGCCAGUCUCCAUGGUAACGGACCAUCUCCCCGCCCACUGACGUGCUACGUAAUCCCGUCGUCCAGACGUCACUUCCGUCUUCCUUCUAGAAGCUGGGCGGCGGUCUCUGCGCUUCGCUCUCCGCGAUACGAUGCCGCCGUCCGCUCUGAACCGGUUUCCCCGGAUUCCCCUCCGCUCUGGAGGCGGCGCCCUGUACCAGCCCUGCCCCACGUGGGCAGGGUGGGAGUGCCGGGGGGACGGGCCGGUGAGAAGAGGGAGCCGAGUGUACUGCUGCCAUAGGACCAAGGGAGGCCGCCUGCGGAGAGUGAUGGCGGCGGAGGAGGAGGAGCUGGCGCAUGUGUGGGCGGAGUUAGUGUCUGUGUGCGCGGAGGUUACUUCAGGUGAUUCGGAAGAAAUUUUCUUUCGAGUUCCCGACGAAGAUGGCGACGCUGAGCCCCGUUACAGCAGGUGUCCUCAUCAUCCUGGCUGUACUACUACUCUCAUCAGAAGGACACGAUGUGCAGAGAGGAUCAGACAUCACUAGCUGCAGCAUGAAAUGCCCUGAUGAGAAAGCCGUCCUGAGUCUGUACAAAGUCUGUGGCGGUAAUGAGACUCUUCUCGUGGAGCGGCGGUGUGAUGACAAGUCGAUCAGUAAUGUCACCGAGCCCAGAUUCCACCUGGACACAAGCAGCGGGUGCUGGACCCUGACUGGUGCCGGGGAGGAGGACUCCUGUGUGUACUCGGCUGUGGAUCUCAAUGGAACAUACCAGAUGAAUCUACCCAUCAGUGUCAUAGAUCCGGGACAAGCUUGGAUUCUUAUUAUUAUUUGUGUUGUUUCUGCUGCUGUGAUUGGUUUCCUGAUACUUCUCAUCGUUGUGCGGUGUCGUAAGAAGAUGAAGCUCAGGGGUUUGGAGAAUGAUGGGGGUAAUGAUCAUUCAGAAGAACGUGGACGACUGAGCAGCAGCUCCCCAGAUGCAGAUGAAGAGAAGACUGGGUGGAGGCAUCUCAUGAACGUGAUCGGCAGACUAUGCAGGAACCGCCACUGUGAAGAACCUCCGCAGAUAGAGAUGGAGGAGAAGAAAAGACUGACGACACCCCCAUAAGUCGCACAGAAGCCGGUUUUGGCGGCUUUUUAAAAAAAAUUUUUUUAAUUUAUGAAUGUACCAAAAAAAAGAGCUUAAACCCCCUUAAUGACCAGGCCACUUUUUACACUUCUGCACUGCACUACUUUCACGUUU